GUCAUCUCGCCAACAAAGAUCAGCAAGCUCAUUGGAACACACAAAUGUAUAAUAACCAUGACUGGUCCCCCGCUAUCUUCUUCUAAAAGGUUAUGCCUUCAUUGGCCACAUUUGAUGAAAGAGCUGCUGCCAGCCCUAUGCCAAAGACCACAAUACGGGUGGCGAACGACACGCACCUAUAGCUCGCGCUCGGCCAAAGCAACUGUUUCCAAGCGCCGACCGUCCAAACCCACUGCUUCACCACCGCUCUUAUCCGAAGACUUUUCACAACAAGAACAGCAAUUUCGUACCGAAUUCAACCAUACUCAAAAGAUUUACUGGUAUCCGACACACCAGAGUCGUGCUCUUCGACAGCUUCAAAAUGGAAUACACCAGAUAGACGUCGUAGUAGAGGUUCGAGAUGCCCGAAUACCGCUGACCAGCAAGAACCCAAAGUUUGAUGAAAUAUUGGGCAGACGACCUAGACUGAUCGUUUACAAUAAGGCGGAUUUGGCUAAUCCUAAUAUGACAAAGCCUAUCGUAGACGCUUUUCGCCGACACGGCCGAGACCAAGUGGUAUUUACGCAAGCGGACAAGGGGCUGCAUGUCAAGCGGAUUUUGGAGUGGGCAUUAGAGAAAUAUAGGCAGAGUCCCGAUCGAUAUCCGUUCCUAUCAAUGGUUGUUGUUGGCCUGCCCAAUGUGGGCAAAUCUUCCUUGAUCAAUGCACUCCGACGCGUGGGGGUAAAAAAAGGGAAAGUAAGCGCUGUUGGUCCACAGGCAGGUGUAACACAAACCAUCCAGACGAGGGUCAAAAUAUACGACAACCCCCCAAUCUACCUAGUCGACACUCCGGGGAUAUUUGAUCCACACUUUACACAUCCAAUAGAAGGAUUAAAGAUAGCCUUGACCGGUGCAACGAAAGAUCGACUUACGGAGGAGGAGAACGUUGCGGACUAUCUCCUGUUUCGGCUAAACAACUCUACACACAGAGAAAAAUACCCGGCCAUUCUUGGCCUUCCUGGUCCCUCUGAUGAUAUUGCAAAGGUUCUCUCGCAUAUAGCGCGUCGAAACAAAUUUAAUCUUUCUGGUGCUUCGAAUCGUGGAAGCCAUCCCGAUGCAGGUCAUGUAGAUUUACAAGGCUUUGCGCUGGCAUUCGAUGAAGAGGAAUUAGCGGAAUUUGGUCCCAAGAAGAAUGGCACGGACCUGGACAUCCAGCGGGCCGCAAAAUAUAUGAUAGGACUCUUUCGCGACGGAGCUUUUGGGCCUAUGACCCUUGACGAUUGUACACCCACAACACUAGAUGACUGGUUAAAGGGUAGCUCUGCGGAGAGCGGCGUGGAGGCGCAAUUGGAGGGUAGCGGGAGCCGAUAGUGGAAGCGCAUGUACUACUAAUGUCGAUGUGGUCAAUUGAUAAUCAUCCUCACCACGUAUCGCAUGCAUACUAUCACGCAGAGCAAGCACAUUUAACAUCUCAACAUUUCAAGUUCUA
Messenger RNA from Spizellomyces punctatus DAOM BR117, 1468 nucleotides. RefSeq lists its product as uncharacterized. Gene Ontology annotation, molecular function: GTPase activity; GTP binding. The transcript has 6 exons. NCBI's taxonomy places the organism in Eukaryota, Fungi, Chytridiomycota, Chytridiomycetes, Spizellomycetales, Spizellomycetaceae. The record is from RefSeq and is a predicted model, not a curated record. Gene Ontology annotation, cellular component: mitochondrion. Bases 58 to 1350 code for a protein of 430 amino acids.